This is a messenger RNA of Colletotrichum graminicola M1.001, 2295 nucleotides long. Its product is annotated as alpha-L-fucosidase. The transcript has a single exon. Gene Ontology annotation, molecular function: alpha-L-fucosidase activity. NCBI's taxonomy places the organism in Eukaryota, Fungi, Ascomycota, Sordariomycetes, Glomerellales, Glomerellaceae. Gene Ontology annotation, cellular component: lysosome. The coding region runs from base 1 to 2295 and encodes 764 amino acids. Gene Ontology annotation, biological process: fucose metabolic process; glycoside catabolic process. The record is from RefSeq and is a predicted model, not a curated record.
AUGCAACAGAUUUCCGUUCCACUUGAUCUGAUCCCUCUCUUCAACAAUAAAGGGUUCGGAACUCGACCUGGAGAGGCAUCAUUCGACGCACUCAACCAGUCGUUCCCUGAGCCCACGGUUGGCCCAGAGUUCGUCUCUCCUGACACAGGAAUCCAUUACAGUUUCCCUGGCUACACCGGUCCCGCGGAACCCGAUAAUCUGAUCUGUAAUGGUCAAAAAGUCACCGUCCCUCCGGCUACCUACUUUUCGGCCUCCUUCCUCGUCGCUGGAGACGUGGAGGGUUCGACAGUCAGCGGCAAUGUCUCCUUUGUCUACUCCGACAACACAACGUCAGAAUUUGAGCUCCGCACACUCAAUUGGUUCAGUUUCUUGACCAUCAAUCGCGGCGAGAUCAUUUUCCCGAGUAGAUAUACGGCCAAUGGCUCUGACUUUAACAGCUCACAUAUUUUCGAGCGUACCACGGCUCUGCCACCGGGGAAGAAGCUGAGCUCUAUCAUCCUGCCAGUGAAGAACAAUGCCACCGAGGGCCGGCUUCAUGUCUUUGCUGUUUCCUUGUGGCAGCAAUCACCGGAUGUUGGCGUGCAGUCAGUCCGGCCAACGCAGAAGUGGAUGGGCAAUGAUACACAAAUAGUGGAGGUCACCAUCAACAAUGCCGGGUCUUCGUGCGUGUCCGGAAAUGGUCUCAACUUGACUAUCCAUGGAGAUGGUUUCCACACUGUUAGUCCAGGGCAUCUGAAGCGGCUCUGCCCCGGCGACCAAAAGAUUGUAGCUGUCGGUGUUAAUGGAGCUUCCGACGGUUUCGUUAGUGUCUCCGUAGAGAUUAGCAGCGAGGAUACCAAAAGGACGACAUCGGUUGACAAUGUUGAAAUUGGCUUGGCUGAGUGGACAGCAGAUUCCGACAGUCUUUCGAAGCAUGAAAGUCCGGAAUGGUUCGACGACGCCAAGUACGGUGUCUUCAUCCAUUGGGGUCCGUAUGCUGUUACUGGCUGGGGAAAUUCGACGCCUUACGAAAGCUAUUCAGAGUGGUUCUGGUGGUACUCUACCCAUCAUCCCGAAGGCGAUCGCUCCAACUUCUACGGAUACCGGCUCGAUACUUACGGCCCUGACUGGGCUUAUGAUGAUACCUUUCCGGAGUUCAACGCCUCCAAAUUCGAUGCCAAAGAGUGGGUUGACUUGUUUGCCGAUGCCGGCGCCAAGUACUUUGUUAUCACGACGAAGCAUCACGAUGGGUUUGCUCUCUUUGACGCAGGCAAGACUUCGAACCGUUCCGCAAUUCACUAUGGUCCCAAGCGUGACCUUCUCAAGGAAUUAUUUGAUGCUGCCGAGACAUAUCAGCCUUCUUUGAAGCGGGGAACAUACUUCUCGCUACCUGAGUGGUUUAACCCAGACUUUGGCCCAUACGGUUUCGUCCAGUUCCCGACUCCAUCAGCUGUCUCGUGGCCGGGUACGUUGGCCCCAAACCCCUACACAGGCGAACCCGAGCCGUACACCGGACACGUGCCCGUCAAUGACUUCAUUGUCGAUCUCAUGGUUCCUCAGAUGGAGACUCUGGCAUACGACUAUGGUACCGAUAUCAUGUGGUGUGACUGCGGCGCCGCCAACGGCACGGCAGGAUUCGCGGCAGAGUGGUGGAACAAGGCCCGUGCCGAGGGCCGACAGGUCGCCAUUAACUCACGCUGCGGCAUUCCAGAGGCGGCGGACUUCGACACUCCCGAAUACCAGACCUUUGCGUCUGCUCAGAGCCGCAAGUGGGAGAGCAAUCGUGGCAUGGACCCAUACAGCUACGGAUAUAACCGGGCAACGAAGCCUGAGGAAUACAUGAACGCUACCACGAUUGUAUACUCCCUCGUUGACAUGGUGUCAAAGAAUGGCAACUUCCUUCUGGACAUCGGACCGAGGGCAGAUGGGACCAUCGUUGAGGCAGAAAUGAAAAAUCUACGUGAGGCUGGCAAGUGGAUCAAGAGCCAUGAGGAAGCGAUCUUUAACACGACAUAUUGGUUCGUGCAGAGCGAGAUCAUUGGAGGGCCAGAUGUGAGGUUCACACAGACUGAUGAUGCAUUCUAUACCGUGUUCUUGGAGAAGCCACUCUCCAUUGACGGCUGGGUGACUAUCCAGGCCCCGAUUCCCAUUCUUCGGGGUGAUUCUGUCAGUCUUCUCGGAGUGAACGGUGGCGAGGAGCUCGAAUGGGACUUAGAUAACUCGGGAUCCGAGUGUGAGCUGAAGAUCAAGGUGGAUGAAGCUUUGAUCGAGGAGGACGAGUUCGGUUGGGUCUUCAAAGUCCUCUACAAGGCUUGA